CCUGUCGUAAACUGCUGUCAUUCCAGCCAUGGAGGAAGACGACUGUGAAAAGAUGUCCACUAAAGGGCGGGAAACUCCAAGGCUAAACAUGGAACAUGGAUUUAUGCAAUCCAUAAUAAAGAAUCAAGUCGACAGAGAUGAGUACGACAAAGAACAGAAGCUUUUAAAGUUGCAAAACAAGCCAGGCGGGCCAUCUCGGAGAGAAAGGCCGAAAAGAGCGGCAAUGCAAGUUUACGUUCCUCCACAUUUGAGACAGAAAGGAACACAGAAAGAGAAAGAACAAGGAACCGCUAGUAAGCCCACAUCAACCUCUCCUAGUGCAGCUUCAAAAACAGAAGACUGGGAAGCAGAGGAAAAACCUGCCUCUGAAGUCACAAUCCAGAUGAAGCUUGAAUUUGUUAGACAGGAUGGGAAAGUAAGCAAAUUGGACAUCUGUGAGGGAGAAGAUCUUAAGAAGGUGGUGAGCAGUUUUGGCCGUGCCAAUGGCCUAGAUGCUCGACUAAGAGAUGCUCUGUAUCAUCGCAUUUCCACAGCUUUAAAGGAGAGAGCAGUGUAAUGACAGCUACUCUUCUAUUUGAAUUUAUUCAUAUUGAAUAAACUUCCUGUUACAUUUUAUUUUAUACCUAUUUCUAAGUUCACAAACUUUCUGGCAAAAAUAGCUUGUUUGAUCAUGUGAUAUGAAGCUCUGAAUAUGAAUAUAAUUAAUGUCAUAGUCACCUUAAGUUUGGACUCUAUCAAUAGGAUUUUUUUCUUAGCCUCAUCUAAAUUUGAGGGGUUUGGAAGAAGUUAAAACAGUCAUGCAAACCUUAGAGGCGGUCAAAGAUUUGUGUUACUCUUGAGAAUUCAACCCAAGAUUAUUUAAUAAGGCUUUUUAAUCAAAAUGACAUUAUUCCUUUAUUGCUUUUGUGAGAUCUCUCUUAAAUACUUGUGUACAUAUUCACACUCUUAUCUUAACACACCUAUUGCUCAAUGAGAGCUCAUGUACUAUCUUAAUUAAUCUAUUAAUUUAAUAGGAAUAAGUUUUGUUAAGAAAAUUUUUUUUAAUUGUUCUG
Messenger RNA from Pocillopora verrucosa, 1052 nucleotides. Its product is annotated as UPF0561 protein C2orf68 homolog. The record is from RefSeq and is a predicted model, not a curated record. Lineage: Eukaryota; Metazoa; Cnidaria; Anthozoa; Scleractinia; Pocilloporidae.